Messenger RNA from Strongylus vulgaris, 335 nucleotides. The record is from the annotation of a GenBank genome assembly. NCBI's taxonomy places the organism in Eukaryota, Metazoa, Nematoda, Chromadorea, Rhabditida, Strongylidae.
AUGCUUGUGUCAAUCAUUCUGACUUCUGAAAUGUUGCUCGUUAAGCAAGGAACCUGUCGCUAUUCUUGCCCUCAUAAAGCAAUAGAAUUUGUGGUGAGGAAGCAGAAACCGAAAGUUGUGCUUGAAGAGGCUCAACAGCGAAAGAGCUUGGAUGAGCAUGAACAUACACUUUUCAUACAUCGUCAUCCAGAUGCUCACGGAAGGCUUGCAUCAUGGAUCCAGUUGAAUGCACGUUCGUAUUUGCCAAUCCGUCAUCCACAAACUACCCUCGACGUACACGUCAGUGCGGGCCUUUAUCAAAUCGUCGAUUUGGUGAGAGAAGGUUUUCUUUGAGG